AUGACUACGAGAAAAAAGCUGACGAGCCCAGCUCUCUACUCUAUCGCAUGGGUCGCUGCGUUACCUAUCGAGCGGGCUGCGGCGACUGCUCUCCUCGACGCUCGUCAUGACGAACCCGGUGGUUUCGAUCAGCACGCCAACGACGCCAAUGUCUAUGAUUGGGGAGAAAUCGGACAGCAUAAUGUGGUGAUUGCUUCACUUCCUGCAGGGGUGUACGGCACAACCUCAGCUGCAAUCACAGCAUCUCACCUACUAUCUUCACUGCCUCAUAUUAGGAUCGGUCUGCUUGUGGGCAUCGGAGGCGGCAUUCCUCGUCCUGGUCGAGACAUACGUCUUGGAGAUGUCGUUGUCAGUCAGCCUGAUGGGCAGAACGGUGGUGUGGUGCAGUAUGACCUGGGCAAGGCCAAAGUCAACCAGACCUGGGAGCGGAAGGGUGCUCUCAACAUGCCUCCGCCGGUGCUUCUCCACGCGCUUGGGAAAUUGCAGGCCGAACACGAAAUCGAAGAACCAAAAAUCACGGAGCUUCUACAAGAGCUGAUCAGAAAGUAUCCCCGAAUGAAGAAGCAUUAUGUCCACCAAGGCGGGGAGAACGAUCGACUUUUCUCAUCAGACCAUGAGCAUGCUGGGGGUAGUACCUGUGAUGCAUGCGAUUCAUCUCAACAAGUAAAGAGACCCGAGAGAGAUUCAACAGAUCCUGAGAUACACUAUGGCACUGUGGCAUCUGGCAACACUUUGGUCGAAGAUGCUGCUGUUCGAGACAUCAUCUUACAAAAGGUCGGCGAAGAGUGCCUGUGUGUCGAGAUGUGGGCGGCUGGCUUGAUGAAUACCUUCCCGUGCCUUGUUAUCAGGGGCAUUUGCGACUACGCCGACUCGCAUAAAAAUGACCGUUGGCAACGGUAUGCCGCUGCUACUGCAGCUGCAUUUGCAGUGGAACUACUUGGAUGUGUACGAGCAAGGCAACUUGAGGAAACGCCGAGUGCUCGGGAGCUCAUGAAAUCAAUUGCCACGGUUGACCAUAAGAUUACACACUUAAAGGAGUCAAUGGACUCUUCCCACUCAAAGAUGGUCCUGGACCGGCUCCCAACCGCCGCAGGAGCUGCCCACGAUUCUUCUGAUAGUUGGCUCCAAGCAACCUGUCUGGAAAAUACUCGGGUCGAUGUCCUACGUGAGAUUUCCGAGUGGGCUAGCGAUUCCGACUCGAACUCGACCACGCUGCGCUUGCUCAACGACAUGGCUGGCACUGGGAAAUCCACCAUAUCUCGAACUGUCGCCCAACGCUUAGCCGAAGAGGGGACCCUUGGAGGAAGCUUUUUCUUCAAGAAGGGCGAAACUGACUGA
This is a messenger RNA of Fusarium keratoplasticum, 1338 nucleotides long. RefSeq names its product PNP-UDP-1 domain-containing protein. The coding region runs from base 1 to 1338 and encodes 445 amino acids. Gene Ontology annotation, biological process: nucleoside metabolic process. NCBI's taxonomy places the organism in Eukaryota, Fungi, Ascomycota, Sordariomycetes, Hypocreales, Nectriaceae. The record is from RefSeq and is a predicted model, not a curated record. Gene Ontology annotation, molecular function: catalytic activity. The transcript has 3 exons.